AUGGCUAGCAACGACGCUCCAGACAGGUUUAUGAGUCUCCCACUCGAGGUAAGACAUUCCAUCUUUGAGUAUUUAUCAAACCGCGCAUCAUUGAUCGGCAAGAAUAACCCCAAGCGGCUUCUACUUCACUGGUUUGAGAAGGAGGAGUCCGAGAACAUCAUUGCUGCGUACAUGCGUGAUCACCCAGAUUUUCCUGAGCCGGUCUUUUCUUACAGCUACAACAACGUCAUCUGUGCAAGCGAGGAUGAUGGUAGCAGCAGCGAUGGCGACACCACUGAUGAACCCGAGACGGACACGGAAGAGGAAGAUGAUGAUGAGGAGGACGAAGACGAAGACGAAGACGGCGAAGACAGCGAAGACAGCGAAGAAGGCAGCGAAGACGAUGAAGGAGACGACGAAGAAGACGAUGAAGAUGGCGGAGGUGACGAAGAAGGUGGUUAUCUAAGGGGGAAUGGGACUGUUGGAUGUGAUACGUACGACAGUUUGCGUCGGGCUAUUGUGUAUCCCAGCGCCAAGUGGCAUCAUGUCCCAGAGUUCAUCUCAUUGUCCCACUUUCCGCCACCCAUCGAGCUACUCUUGACGUCUAGACAACUGAGCAUCGAAGCCAAGAACUGGUUCUACAAUGUCGCUGUCUUACGCAUCAACGCAACUCGCAACAUUGCUCAUACAUCCUUCUUCGAGGAAGCAUUGGGGAAGAUUGCCGAUGCCUCUUUCUCACCUAUGCGAAACAUUCGAAAGGCCGAAGUGAAGUUUAUUUGGGACUCUGCGUGGAUACGGACCGAUACGACUGGCCUUGCGGAGGCUGUAUUUCCUGCUCUUCUCCAACAGCGAGCUGUGUUCGUCCACAAGAUCUUGUCGAAGGCCCCUGAUCUACAAAAGGUUGACAUCAAGUGGCACGACUCUGUUCAAGAUAGCGAAAGCGCCAAUCUGAAAAUGGAAGUCCUCAAGCACUUCCAAACGUUGUCGGCUACGGUCCAAGUUGAGGAGCACUACCGCGCUGCUGAUGCUAAACCUAAAAGGCAUAGCAUCGCUGGCAAGCGUCGCCUUGAGUUCGAGAGUUUCUUGAGUAACUUGAUGCUUGGCCAUCCUUCUUAA
Messenger RNA from Bipolaris oryzae ATCC 44560, 1095 nucleotides. RefSeq lists its product as uncharacterized. The record is from RefSeq and is a predicted model, not a curated record. The transcript is spliced from 2 exons. The coding region runs from base 1 to 1095 and encodes 364 amino acids. Lineage: Eukaryota; Fungi; Ascomycota; Dothideomycetes; Pleosporales; Pleosporaceae.